AUGAUAUAUAGGGGAGGUAUGUCGACCUUAGUUUAUGGGACCCACAUUGAUAAGUUGACAAUGGUUACGGUUCCUAGAAUGUUGACUGGGUGGGGUUACACGCAAGGGACAUAUAGGAGAUGGAUGAAGAUUAUUGAAAUAGAUGCUAACUUUUUUCAGAUUAGGAAGGAUGAUGAUUGUUACAAUUUCGCAGCAUAUGCAUGUGCCAAUGAGGUUGAUGGGGAAAUGUUUGUGGAGCACGAUGUAAGAGGUGUUGAAGUGUCAGUAAGAAGUCCUAGGUGUGUGAAUGAGAUACUUGAUAUGGAUAGAUGUGAUGAAGAGGGAGUAGAAUGUAUGGGCGAUAGUGCGGAUGAACGCGCCACUGUUACCUAA
Molecule: messenger RNA, 372 nt
Organism: Vicia faba (fava bean)
Lineage: Eukaryota; Viridiplantae; Streptophyta; Magnoliopsida; Fabales; Fabaceae
Source: the annotation of a GenBank genome assembly